AUGGACUCGCGAGGUGAAGUAGCACCAGUUGCUGCACUGGCAGCAGCAGCAGCCGCAGCGGCUUCAGCUCCAGCUGCAGCAGCUCCAGUUCCAGCAGAAGCAGCAGCAGUAGAUGCUGCUGCAGGCGUCGGUAAAACUAUUCAAGGGCUGUCUACCGUUCCCUCAGCUUCUCUCCAGUCUCCGAGCGCCAGCAGCAGCAACAGCACCAGGGCCAGCACCGGUGCCAGCAUCAACAGCAGCGGCUGCAGCAGCAGCAGCAGCAGCGGCGUACUCGUGAACAGCAGCAACAGGGAGACCGAGGCUGCAAUGCGGCUGAUGCUGCAGCCAGCGGAGGUGCUGCUAGACAGGACGACUGCGUUAUUUGCUGCUCUUGCAGAUCCAGAUUUGUACAGGCAGCACUGGGCUGGCGUUGCCCCCGGCGUUUGCUGCCACAGAGGCAGCAGCAGCAGUGGCUGCUGCUGCUGCGAUGAAGGGGCGGGCUGCGUUUGCAGCGUAUGCAGCAGCAGCCCUGAGCAGCAGCGACGGUACAGCUGCAGCGGCAGCAGCUGCAGCCUUGCUGUGCCCCCACGAGCAGAGGGCCCGCUGGUGGAUUUGCUGCCUCUUUUUUUGUGUCGGAGCGAUGCAGCAGCAGCAGCUGCUGCUACUGCAGCAGAGCGCUACAGCUUUUUGCCCACUGCUGCUGCUGCUGCUGCUGCUGUGCCUCUUAGGUAUGCAGACGAUGUCGCCUGCUACUGUCUUCGCCUGGACUUCUUGGGCCGGCCAGCGGCGCCGAAAGCAGCAACAGACACCGCUGGGAGAGAGCACGGGCCCAACCAGGAAGCAAGGCAGCAGCGGCAGCAGCAGCAGCGCUCAGCACCGUGUCACUGCUGCAGCUGCUGCUGCUGUAGCCGCUGCAGUAGACACGCUUCGCCGUUUCUGCCCUUUGAACCGUGCCUUCAUGAUUGCCCUACGGUAAGGGACGCGCAAGGCUCGCAGCAGCAGCAGCAGCAGCAGGAGCAGAAGCAGCAGCAACAACAGGCAGCUGCUGCCUUUGCUGAGGACGUGCUGGCCCGAGAUGUGCCCGCCGUUGCAUUUGUGGGCCCUCCUCCGGCGUGGAUGUCAGUUCAUCUCAGGAGGGAAGAUGAGGCCACGCCGGCUGCAGCAGCAACAGAAGCCGCAGCAGCAACAGAAGCAGCAGCACCUGCAGGAGCUGCAGAGGCCGCAGCAAAAGCUGGGACCACCUCCGCACCACUUGGAACGGCAGCGGCGCUUCCUGCAGAAGCUGCACAGGGGGAUACGGCAGAAGGAGCGUCAGGUUCUGCUGCAGCAGCACCAGCUUCACCAGCAGCAGCUGCUGCUUCUGCUGCUGCCCCGAACUCUGGAACUUUUGAGCCCGUGGCAUUUCCCACCCGUCUUUACGGCUACCACAUUGGCCGUCGUUUUGCUGCUGCGGCGCGUGACUCGGCGCUGCUGCUGAAACAGAAGCGGCAGAAUCGCACAGCAGCACCAGCAACAGCAGCAGCAGCAAGAACAGACGCAUCAGCAACUAAAUUGGCAGCGGCAGCAGAAGAACGACCCCAGAACACGUCUGCGUCUAUGAAUGUUGAUUCAGCAAGCGUGGAACCUGCCGCCCAAAGGGAGGACGCACCAGCCGGCAGCAGCAGCGGCGGCAGCAGCAGCAGCAGCAGGUUACGGUGUACGUGCAGCUGCUGCACGGCAGCAGAUUCGUUGCUCAAGCUGCUGGAGUCAGACCCUCCAACGUUUGUUGCAGUAGAGAACAGCAGCAGCAGGAGCCGCACCUGCUACGUGUACCAGGGCGCCACUGGAGCAGGCAGCAGCGGCUGCAGCAGCACCAGCAGCACGAGUAGCACCAGGGGUUUGGGUAUUGGCAGCAGCAAAGCCUCACGGGCGUCCGUCAGCCACAGGGAGGGCGUGUGGCUGCUGCGCUCUGCAGCAGGAGGAAAGCCAUUUGCUGCGCAGGCCGUGCUGCAUCUCCGUGUGUCUGCGUUGCUGCUGCUGCAUGCAUCACGCCGGCGGAAGCUGCUGCAGGAAUUCUCCAACAGCAACAGCUGCAGCAUGAACGGCGAGAGCAGGGGAGGCGCAGAAGCGAGGGAGUCUUGCUGUUGCUGCUGCUGUAAGGACGUUGGUGACGCGCAGUUAUCGCACCAAAGCAGCAGCAGCAACGGCAGCAGCGGCGAAGCAUUACAACGGCAGCUGCUGCUGCAUGCAGACGCGCAGCUGGACAUUUCACUUGUGAAGCUUUUGCUGCUUGAUGUGCACCGCGCCUUCCCAGCGGAGCCGACUUCCCGCGUGCUGCGGCGUUUGCGGCGAAUGACUCUCACUUGGUUUCGCUGCAAGAAAAUGGCGCUGCUUGUGCAGCAAGAGCAGCAGCAGCAGCAGAUAUACCACGCAGACGCGGGAGCUCUGCUGGGGCUGCCUUCGCAGCCGAACGCCUCCCCCUCCGCAGCCCCAGCAUCAGCAUCAGCAGCAACAGCAGCAACAGCAGCAACGGCGAAACCACUCCAGGCUAAGGACAAGUUUUGUCUUCCUAACCUGCCGCAGCAGACCCUUCGUAUCUUGCUGGCCGACGCUGCGGUGGAAGCUUCUUACGCAGCGGAGUUGUGCGAAGUGGCCGAGGGCCUUAUAAGCCGGUUGGGCGAUUUCGCUCGGCCUUCGACCUGCAGAACGGGAUGUUUCAGGCCUGCAGCAGCAGCAGCUGCUGAAUCCGGCAGCAACAGCAACAGCAGCAGCAGGGCGGGAAAGCAGCAACUGGCCAUCGGGCUACGGUGGCGGGGAGACUUCUUCUGCUUUGAGCUCUUUGCUGCAGUUCUACAGCAGCGCGCAGAAGACGCGGGGGAUAAAGAUGGAACGAACAGUUUGUGGCGCCUGCUGCUGCAUGAAGUGCUGCAGCCUUGCGUCUUAGAUGCGGUGUCUGUACACCUGGCAUUUUGCUUAGCUCUGCGGCGGCUGUCACCGUGGCUGCAGCUGCAGCAGCAGCCCCUGCAGCUUCUGCGCUGCACCGCAGAGGGACAUCAGGUGCUGGCAACAGCAGCCAUGCUUUCCAGCGACUUUGCACAGAGACUGCACCACUUGGAGAACCAGCGGCAGCAGCAGCCAGAGCAGCAGCAACAGCCUCCGCAGCAGCAACAAGAAUGCCCAGUAAAAGUGGAAGAGGCUACUCAUCCUCUACUGCGCCACCAAAGCAGUGAAAGCUUCCAGCAAUUUGCAGAAGACCUUGACUCUGGCCUGGUCGAAGGCAACACGUCCGCUGCUGCUGCUGCUGCUGCUGCUGCGGAUGAGCCUGUAGGAGCCCUUAAUUUAGACGAAGCUGUGCAGCGGCUGGCACUUCUGAACAAGCCUCUCGCAGACGUGCCGAUUGAGGAGCCAGCAGCUGUGGAGGAGGAGGAGGAGCAGCAGCAGCAGCUGCAGAUGAAGCAGGAGCAGCAGGCGCCAAAGGCAGCAGCAGCUCUUAAAGAUGCAGGCGCGCCCGAAACUGUGGCAGACGAGACAUGCGAGCACACCAAGGAGCAGCAGCAGCAGCAGCAACGGAAAAACACCGCAGCAUCAGGCGGAGCUCUAGCUGCCUAUUUCGACAGUGUGCGGCAGCUGGAGGAGGCUAGGCAUGGUUGCGGCGACCGCAUGUGCUACGGCAGCAAAUCUGAGUGCAUCGACACUGCUGUUGCGCUGCAGCUGCUAGACGCUGCGCAGCAGCAGCAGCACACAGAGGGGGAGCUCCUCAGCAGUGCUUGCUGCAGCUUAAAGGUGCAAUCAGAAACCUGUGUAUCGGGGAACUUCCUGCAGAGCAGCGAACCAGCAGCUCGUGCUGUCUUUCAAGCCGUCUUGGUAUCACUGAAUCAGCAGGAGCAGGAGCAGCAGCAGCAGCAGCAGAUGCCGAAGCAGCUGCAACAGCACCAAGUGCCUGGAUUCAGUUGCGAAUAUGUCGGCGUAACAGAUGUGGCUGCUGGUGACACCCUUACCUUCUCCCUGCUGCUCACGCUGCUGCUGCCGACGCAGCGCCUGCUGCUGCCCCGAGUGCAGCAGCUAGCCCUACGGGAUAUCAGCCGCACUAUGGGCACGGGAGCUGCAGCACCAGCUUUAGCAGUUACGGCAAGUAGCGCAGCAGCAGCGAACCACGCUGCAGCAGCACGGCAGUGCACCCAGGCGACUUCUGGGACGCUGCAGCCUGAGGGUUUCAGCGGGAAUAGCACAGCUUGCAGCAGCCACCGUAGCAGCAAAGGCUGCUGCUGCAGCGGGACCUGCUGCUGCUGUUACGGUAACGACAGCGGCAGCUGUGUAGAGGAGGCUUCUGCGGAGCCCGAAGAGCUUUCCACUGUCGUUCUUUCUGGUCCAGCAGGCCAGGAUGCCCCAGCGGAGGCGUUGCAGCCGUGCGACGUGUUGGGCCCGCUGCUGCUGUCGCAGCAGCAGCACCUGCAGCAGCAGCAGCAGCAGCAGCGGCAUCAACAGCACCGCGGCGGCGUAAGCCUCCGAGUGACUUCAGCGGAAGAAGGCAGCAGUGGCGUGGAAAGUGAUGGAGAGGGGAGGCCUGCGUCGCCUCUGCAGCAGCUGCAGCAGCAGCCGCUGCUGGCGUCACCAGGCGCCCUGCAGCUCCCGGGCAGCGCGCAAGGCCAUGAUCCCGUCAGCAGCAGCAGCAGUAGCAGCAGCAGCAGCAGCAGCGCACUUGCAGAUACUGAGGGGGACCUCGAGGGCUUUCUUCUGGCAGCGCUGACGCAGCUGACCGGCUUUGUCCACAGAGGGUCUGAGCUCGACGUAGGCAUUCCUAUUGCUGCAGAGUUGAUAGAAGAGGCGGGAGAGGAAAUACAUGCAAUAUGCAGAGUGCCAGCGAACGACAAGGCCUUAUCUCCCUUCCGAUCGUUGCCAGCAGCAACGACCAGCAGCAGCCAGCAGCAGCAAACUGCGCCACAAGAGUGGGCCGCUGCGGCUGACGGGGCGGAGGCGGGCGGCGGUACUCGCUUAGCGUGUACCUGGGCCUCGAGCACUUCCGCGCAGCACUUCCAGCAGCAGCUGCAGCAGCAGCAGUCUCAGUCCGAGUUGCGGCUACUGCCCGCGCUCUUUGCUGGCCUGUACCAUACGGGAGCCACAGCAAAGCGUCGUUUGUUUCCUCGGCACCGUGUCGUAACAGCAGCAGCAGCCGCAGCUGCUGCUGCAGCAGCCGCCACUUCUUCUGCCGCUGCUGGCGCCGCCUCGAAAUCGAGGGGCCGCAGACAGCAGGCCUCCUCUCCAAGUCACCGACAGCAGCAGCAGGCUGGCGCUCAGCGCCAGUCAGCCUCUUCGCCUGCAGCAAAGGAAGACGGAUCCUUUCUGCGACCUACUGCAGCAGGCAGCAGCAGCGGCGCUGGACUUAAGCCUUCUUCUGGCCGCAGCAGCAACCGCAGCGGCAGCAACACCCCCACCGGUGUCUACUUUGAUGCAGCGCGGCAGCUGUGGCGGUGCCAGUGGAGGUCUGAAGGGCGGCUGCGCAGCAAGGGGUUUGCUGUUGCGCGUUACGGCAGCUCAGACGAGGCCAGAGAGGCGUGCAUUGCUUACCGAGAGCUUGUUGUGCAUGCAGGUGCUGCAGCAGCAGAAGCAGCAGCAGAAGCAGCGGCUGCAGCGGCGGCAGGAGCCCUCGCAGGCGCAGCAGCAACAGCCGCUGAAGCUGAGCCAAAGGCAGGUGCACAACGUGCCACAGACAAAUCUCCCACAACAGCGGCAUCGCCUGCUCAAGCAGCAACAACGGGAAGAGCAGCAGCAGCAGCAGCAGCGGUGGAUGAGAUAAAGCAACAGCUGUCGCCUACGUGGAAAGCAGCGAGCAGCAACAGCAACGUCUGCAGCGCUGCUGAGGCUCUCGCGGCCCCGCCGCUGCUUCAUCAUGGCGGCUUGCUCAAACAUAGCGUGGCAGCGCUGCCGGCACCCGUUGCAGCAGCAAGUACAGCAGCAGCACAGGCAGCUCUGGCUGCAACUUUGCAAAGAGCAACAGCAGCGCCAGACGCACUAGCAGGGAGCUCACUGCGCGAGACGGGCAGCAGCGAGAGCAGCAGCAGCGGGCCCUCCGUGAAUCCACAAGCUGCUCCGGCUGCUCCUGCUCUGGUCAGUUCAGCAACAGCAACAGCAGCAGCAGCAGCACUUCAAGGCGAACGACUGAUAGAGUUCGCUGGGGACAUUUUAGCUUUGCUAAAUCGAGCGAAAGAAGUGGCGGCUGUGGAGAAGCAGCUUCAAGAGCAGCGCCUGCAGAUGCAGCAGCAGCACCAGCAGCGGCAGCAACAGCAACAGGAGGAGUCGUCGGCUACGCCUGCCGCUACGUCAGCAGAGAGAGAUAGGCAGCAGCUUCGUCACAUGCUCGUGUCACAGCUAGAGCACGCGCUGCAGCAGCAGCAGCAACGUAUGCAACAGCUGCAGGUGUUAGGGGACAUCGACCUGAGGCAGCAGCGAAUGUCGGGGCAGGAGGGGGUGUUGCAGCAGCAGCAACAGCAGCAGCAAAUGCUUCUCCACAGGGUUGCGGCACUGAGCAGACAGGCUGUGCAGCAGCUGCAGGAAGUGCUGCAGACUCUGCUGCAGUUGCCGCUGCAGCAGCAGCAGCUACCGCCGCAACAGGCGCUGCAACAGGAACAACCACCGCAGCCGGUGCAGCAACACUUUUCUCCCUGGGAGGGCGCCUCGGCAGCAGCAGCAAGUCCAGCAGCCAGUGGGGUGCAGCAGCGAGAGCGCGCAGCUUUUGCCUCAGCAGCUGCACCUCUUGAAGGUCAGCACAGACCGAAGAGGGAGGAGGCAGGCAACGCACAAGCAGCAUCGGCAGCACCAGCAGCAGCAGCACCAACGACAGCAGCAGCAGCAGCACACGACGAAGCAGUUCCAGCGAAAAGGCUUCGCGUUGCCCUGGACGGCUUUGCAGGCGCCUGA
Messenger RNA from Eimeria tenella, 6873 nucleotides. RefSeq lists its product as uncharacterized. NCBI's taxonomy places the organism in Eukaryota, Apicomplexa, Conoidasida, Eucoccidiorida, Eimeriidae. The record is from RefSeq and is a predicted model, not a curated record. The transcript has 4 exons. Bases 1 to 6873 code for a protein of 2290 amino acids. Gene Ontology annotation, molecular function: DNA-binding transcription factor activity. Gene Ontology annotation, biological process: regulation of DNA-templated transcription.